UCACCAAUCACUAUAUAAAAGUGUAGAAAUAACCUACUGAUUGUCAAAAAACAAUAUUUGUUAAAAUUGAUAGAAAAUUUAGUUAAGAAUAAUUGAAAUUACAAAAACAUGGGGAAAAAGUUAAAAAUUAGUGCAAUUAAGAGAAAUAAUCAAAAAAGAAAUAAACUUACAAAGCAAGGAAAGCUUAAAGCAAGACGACAUAAACCAUUAAAGAAACAAAUUCAGAAAACAAUAGCUCCACCUCCUGAAUCUAUCGAAGAGGAAAGUGAUGAUAACAUUUUGGAUAUGGUCGAAGAAGAGGAUUUAGAAUUUCUUAGAGAUGCUGUUUCAAAUAAGUCCUAUAAUUUACUGAAACAAAUUCGUUUUAACGAAACAGUUGAUGGCAGAAAAAAUAACAAGCACAAUAAAAGGGAGAAUGAUGAAACAUUAGAGGAUAAAUAUGAAAAUAGUAUAUCAAAAGUAAUUGAAAAAGAAGGUGCAAAAACAGUUCGCAUGUUACUUCCUACAAAAUCUCAAAGUGGAAUUAUAGAAACAAAAUUAAUUGAAGAAAAUGUUAAUGAAGACAGUGACAAUAAGUCUGAUGAGGAACAAAAUAAACAGAAUGAUAACAUGGAAAUAGAAUUGGAUUUACAUACUGAAAAUAAAGAUGCAAAUAAGGAACCUGUAUCUAUGAUAGAACUUUUAGCAUGUCGUAGAGAUGUAUUAAGAUCUAAACGUAUAAAAAUAGGAUUACUAUCUAGUAGUCUUUUAGAAGCACCUGAAAGUAAAUGUGAAAAUUUCAAAGUAUUGCUAGAGUUUAUGGAAGAAACUGAUCCAGAAGUGUACAUUAGCGUUCGAAAGUUAGCAACUGUAUCAUUAUUAGAAGUUUUUAAAGAUUUAUUACCAUCCUAUCAUAUUCUUCAACUUCAACAGGAAGGUGUAAAAUUAAAAAAGGAAACACUGGCUUUGCAAAAUUAUGAAGCGGCAUUAUUAAGAUAUUAUAAACGUUAUUUACAAAAAUUAGAAAAAAUGUCCAGUGUAUUAAGGAAAAAGAAGGGAGAUACAAGACAAGUAGAAAAACCAGAAAUUGAAUUGGGCAAACUUGCAGUAAUGUGUAUGUGCAAUCUUUUAACAACCAAUCCUUACUUUAAUUAUUCUGUUAAUAUAGCAAAUUUCCUUCUACUAUUUCUUGACAAUAAACAUGAAUUUAUAAGGCAAGAAGUCUUAAAAUGCAUUUCUCAAGUAUUCAAAGAAGACAAACGUGCCGAAUUAUCUCUUACAAUAGUGCGUAAAUUGAACCAGUAUAUAAAAUUAAAAGCUCAUUCGGUACACUCUGAAGUUGUAUCUGUAUUGUUAUCUCUUCGUAUAAAAGAUAUAAAUUUGGAUAAAGAGAAAGAAGAAGAAACUAAACAAAAGAAGCUUAUGUCUCAUAAACAAAGAAUUCUUGCUCUGAGCAAGAGAGAAAGAAAGAAAAGUAAAAAACUUGAGCAAGUAGAAAAAGAAUUACUUGAAACCAAAGCUGAAGAGAAUAAGCAGUCUAAACAAAAAUUACUUACUGACAUAACAAGUAUAGUAUUUACAAUUUAUUUUAGGAUUUUAAAACAAGCUCCAAAUAGUAAAAUUUUAUCUAUUUGUCUGGAAGGUUUAGCAAAAUUUGCACAUUGUAUAAAUUUAGACUUUUACCAAGAUUUAGUAACUGCUAUAAACAAAUUAAUGGAAGAUGGUAACUUAAGUCUAAGGGACCAGUUAUAUUGUAUUCAGUGUGUAUUUACAAUCUUAUCAGGACAAGGUUCAUCGUUAAAUCUUGAUCCUUACAGGUUUUAUGUACAUUUAUAUAAAGUUUUAUUAAGUAUUCAUUGUGGCAGAACUCAGUCAGAAACAGAUAUUCUUAUAAAAAUUUUAAUUCAAGUUCUAAUUCAGAGAAGAAAAAGGAUUACGCAAAAUUGUUUAAUUGCAUUCAUCAAACGAAUAACUAUUAUAGCUUUACAAUCACAACAUAAUACAGCACUUGGCAUUCUCGGUAUUAUAAAACAAAGCAUGCAGCUUGGAAAAGCAGCAGAUAUUUUAUUAGAUACUGAUUGUACUACUGGAGAUGGUUUUUAUCAGCCAGAAUUAGAAGAACCUGAAUGCUGCAAUGCACAUUGCACAGCCCUAUGGGAGCUUUCAGCUUUGCAACGACAUUAUCACAGUGUUGUACAAAAGAUGGCGAGAAACAUAUCUGGGGGAGUACCACCAAGCGGUGAAGGUUGUUUACCUACGGAAAUUGCAAAAUUUACUCCAGAAGAACUUUACACUGAAUUUGAUCCUACUGGUGUUGUGUUUAAACCAGCAGUACCAGUUCCCAAACAAAUACAUACUAAAAAGAUAACAACACCAAUUCAUCAUUUUAUAAAUAGCAAAUUCAAAGAAUACAUUAAUACUAUAAAUAAUACUGAAUUAUUUGCAGAUGGCUAUAUAGACUUUUAUAAAGCUUAUACUAAUUAAUAUUAUUUGUAACAGAAAUUGCAAAUAUGAAAUGAGUGGUAGAUUACCUAAAUCUAUGCGUACUUUGUAAAUAAUUACAAUUGGUUCUUACAGUUAUUUUGUUAAUUUAAAUAGUAAUAGAUUUACAAAGCUACAUCAUUUAUACUCACUUAUACUGACAUAGAUACUGUUUUCAAAUAAAAAUAUGAAACAAUGUUUUAUUGUACUUGUAA
Messenger RNA from Osmia bicornis bicornis, 2675 nucleotides. RefSeq names its product nucleolar complex protein 3 homolog (gene Noc3). Gene Ontology annotation, biological process: DNA replication initiation. Lineage: Eukaryota; Metazoa; Arthropoda; Insecta; Hymenoptera; Megachilidae. Gene Ontology annotation, molecular function: chromatin binding. Gene Ontology annotation, cellular component: nucleolus. The record is from RefSeq and is a predicted model, not a curated record.